AUGCCGAAUACUUCAACUCAAAAUUCAGGCCUUCGGAUUGACAUGAGGAACUGGCAUUACAGAAUUAUUCGACACAGGGGCAACCCUACGCCCCGAUUGAAAGGACUGAUAGGUACCCUGCAAUCCAAAAAAGGAAAGAUAAUUCUUACGCUCGGCAAGGACACCCGAAGAAGGGAAAGGGGAGGUACGGUCGCAACGACCACUGACCGCCCUUACCGAAUCAUGACCGCAGUCAGGAAGUUUUCACCUUGCUGA
Prunus armeniaca (apricot) is the source of this 255-nucleotide messenger RNA. The record is from the annotation of a GenBank genome assembly. NCBI's taxonomy places the organism in Eukaryota, Viridiplantae, Streptophyta, Magnoliopsida, Rosales, Rosaceae.